This is a messenger RNA of Acaulospora morrowiae, 160 nucleotides long. NCBI's taxonomy places the organism in Eukaryota, Fungi, Glomeromycota, Glomeromycetes, Diversisporales, Acaulosporaceae. The record is from the annotation of a GenBank genome assembly.
AUGCAAAUUUUCGUUAAAACUCUUACCGGCAAGACCAUCACCCUUGAGGUUGAGUCUUCUGACACUAUUGACCAAGUUAAACAAAAAAUUCAAGACAAGGAAGGUAUCCCACCAGACCAGCAACGUCUUAUUUUCGCUGGUAAACAACUUGAAGACGGUC